AUGGCACGACUUUCAUGUAGUAUCACACGGCAUUAUGUCUAUAUUCAUCGAUUGAUAUACAAGCACAUGGAUGCUGUCAAAAAAGGCGACCUUGCUGCUAUUAAGAAGCUUGCUUUGGAAAAGAGUUCAGAAUAUGUGCGCACUCUGCGUGACUUGAAUGCCAAUACUAUUUUGCAUAUAUCUUGCCACAAAGCUUUAAAUCCACUAUUUGAAUAUGCAAUGCAAUUGGAGGUUGAUGUCAAUGCAGUCAAUUGUGCUGGUGAUACCGCUCUCAUUUUGUCCACAAAACGCGGUGACUUGCACCAGAUGGAAAAGCUGAUUGCUGCGAAUGCAGAAGUUGGUAGAGCAAAUGAUCAUGGUAAUACACCGCUGCAUUAUGCUGCAUUUUGGAGACACACAGAGGCUGCCACGCUUUUAGUAAAAACUGCCAAUGCGUAUGUGAAUACCCAAAACAUUCAUGGCAAGACUCCUAUCCAAAAAACUAGCGGAGCGCUUCAAAAGACUUUGCAAGAUUUUGCCAAAGAACAAGGUGACACUAUAAUCAAAGCUGAAACUCGAACAAAAUUGCAAAUCAGCAAGGCAAUCUCGAAUGCAUUCAAAACUCCAGUUUAUUAUGAUUGGGCCAUACAGUCAUCAGCUAUUCAGAUUCUGGCACCCAUAUCACAGACACGAACAGCAAUUGUAUAUCAAGGUGUGUGGAAAACAAAGCCAGUAGCAGUAAAAUUACCUGCUGUUUCUAGCGAUUUAUCUGAAGAUGCGAUUGGUGCAAUCGCAAAUGAGAUUUCUGCAAUCAGAAAUGCCAGCCAUGGGUCACUUUUACCUAUUCUUGCUGCGUGUAUCACUCCACCAGACAUGUGUUAUCUUACAGAAUACAUUGAAAAUGGAAACCUUUCAACACUGUUGCAUAAUCCGGCAAUUGAAAUGUCACCUGGAUAUGCAAUGAGGAUUGCUACCGAUAUCAUACAGGCAUUGGGAUACCUUCACGAACAAAAACCACCCAUAAUUCAUGGCAAUCUUAAAAGCGCCAAUGUUAUGCUAACUGAUUACGGAUUUACCACAAGUUUAUUCAAUUCACGCAACAUGUUUCCUAAUUUUUUAAAUGAUGUUGAAUGGCUUGCGCCUGAGAUAUUGGCUGGUGAAAUCAUCACAGAUCUAAAAGGAAUUGAUAUUUACGCCUUUGGAAUGUUGCUGCACGAGAUUGUGACACGAAUGCAUCCUUAUCAAAUCAUGAAUGCCAUGGCAAUCGGUAUACGAGUAGUGGUCGAAGGACAACGACCAGAAAUACCUGUCUAUGUUCCAAAAGCAUUGGCACAAGUCAUACAGCAAUGCUGGCUUGAAGAUCAACUCAAGCGACCUACGGCCAAGAGUGCGCAGAGUUUUCUUGCUGCUAUUAGAUUAUAA
Molecule: messenger RNA, 1401 nt
Organism: Batrachochytrium dendrobatidis JAM81
Lineage: Eukaryota; Fungi; Chytridiomycota; Chytridiomycetes; Rhizophydiales
Exons: 12
Coding region: 1-1401 (466 amino acids)
Biological process (GO): protein phosphorylation; signal transduction
Cellular component (GO): cytoplasm
Molecular function (GO): ATP binding; protein kinase activity; protein binding
Source: RefSeq, a predicted model, not a curated record